Molecule: messenger RNA, 159 nt
Organism: Dacryopinax primogenitus
Lineage: Eukaryota; Fungi; Basidiomycota; Dacrymycetes; Dacrymycetales; Dacrymycetaceae
Exons: 1
Source: RefSeq, a predicted model, not a curated record
GACACAGGAGAUGGAGCAUGGGACAUGGGACACAGAAGAUGGGACAUGGGACACGGGAGAUGGGAGAUGGGAGAUGGGACACAGGACAUGGGACACAGGACACAGGACACAGGACACAGGACACAGGACACAGGACACAGGACACAGGACACAGGACAC